AUGCGGCUCGAUCUCACCCUCGCGCUGCUCGUGGCCACAACAUCAGCAUACACGCUGGUUCAGACGGAGCACCAGCCUCGCAAGUUCUAUAUCAUUGCCGGCGAUGAAUACGCGGAAGUCAGCUACGAGAAAGCCUACAUUGUCCACAGAGUGCUGCUAGGUGGCACUCCGGCCCAUGGUCGCGACGCAGAAUGGACACCGACGUUGGAAAACUUACGGAAACUCGAAGACCGGGGUCAGAAGAAUGGGACUCUCGAGUUCAUGGUCCUGAAGGCAAAUCCGAACAGAUAUUUUGUGUUUGACGCACCGCAAUUUGCGGAGAUCGACCAGGAGAAAUAUGUGACGCUUAGCGCCUUCACCGCAAACCAAAUCAUCCAUUUUGUUGACGAGAAUUGGAAUCAAAUUUCCUACAAAUAUGAGCGACUGGUAGUGCGCGGAGCCAUCGAAGACCUACUACCGAUCUUCAAGCGGAAA
Molecule: messenger RNA, 474 nt
Organism: Mesorhabditis spiculigera
Lineage: Eukaryota; Metazoa; Nematoda; Chromadorea; Rhabditida; Rhabditidae
Source: the annotation of a GenBank genome assembly